Messenger RNA from Cucumis sativus (cucumber), 2263 nucleotides. Its product is annotated as importin subunit alpha-4. The record is from RefSeq and is a predicted model, not a curated record. The coding region runs from base 318 to 1931 and encodes 537 amino acids. Gene Ontology annotation, molecular function: protein binding; nuclear import signal receptor activity. Gene Ontology annotation, biological process: NLS-bearing protein import into nucleus. The transcript is spliced from 10 exons. Gene Ontology annotation, cellular component: nucleus; cytoplasm. NCBI's taxonomy places the organism in Eukaryota, Viridiplantae, Streptophyta, Magnoliopsida, Cucurbitales, Cucurbitaceae.
CUUCUGUAGGAUUUGAAAAAAGAAGAACAAAAACAGAACGAGAGAGUAAAAUGGGAAAGUUGGAAGAGAAGAAAACAAAUUCAAAAUCAUUUUGACUGUAGGGCUGUUCCCUGUUUCCUCCAAAGUCUCAACCAAUCCAUCAUCCAUUCAUCCAUCCAUCAUCAAUCCAUCCACCAAAUUGCCAACCAAAGACUGCCCAUCUCCGCUCUCAGCAACAACAGCUCAAUCCCCAUUACCCUUCCCAACCCCAAACCCCAAACCCACCAACCCCAGCCUCUCAAAUCUCCUUCCAAGAACAACCCACUUCACCUCCUGCAAUGUCUCUCCGACCCACCACCCGUACCGAUGUCCGCAAGAAGUCUUACAAGACCGGGGUCGAUGCCGAUGAGGCUAGAAGGAGGAGAGAGGACAAUCUUGUUGAGAUCAGGAAGAACAAGCGUGAGGAUAACUUGCUAAAGAAGAGGAGAGAAGGGCUUCUCUUGCAUUCCCAGCAAUUGCUUGAUGCUGCUCAGAAUGCUGUCGCUGCCGAGAAGCGUUUGGAGAGUAUUCCUGUAUUGGUACAAGGGGUGUGGUCUGCUGAUACAGCAGGGCAGCUUGAAGCCACUACCCAAUUUAGAAAGCUAUUGUCUAUUGAGCGUAGCCCUCCAAUUGAUGAAGUAAUCAAAGCUGGUGUAGUUCCCAAGUUUGUGGAGUUUCUUGGAAGGCAUGAUCUACCCCAGUUGCAAUUUGAAGCAGCAUGGGCCUUGACCAAUAUUGCAUCUGGAACAUCAGAGCAUACACGAGUUGUCAUUGACCAUGGUGCUGUCCCUAUUUUUGUACAGCUUUUGAGCUCAGGCAGUGACGAUGUCAGGGAGCAGGCUGUGUGGGCCUUAGGUAAUGUUGCUGGUGACUCUCCAAGUUGUAGGGAUCUUGUUCUUAGCCAUGGUGCUCUAGUGCCGUUACUUGGUCAACUAAAUGAGCACUCAAAAUUAUCCAUGCUGAGGAAUGCAACAUGGACUUUAUCUAAUUUCUGUCGUGGGAAGCCCCCAACUCCUUUUGAUCAGGUGAAACCUGCUUUACCAGUUCUAAGGCAACUGAUCCACUUGAAUGAUGAAGAAGUUCUAACAGAUGCCUGCUGGGCUCUCUCCUACCUAUCAGAUGGCCCAAAUGAAAAAAUUCAGGCUGUCAUAGAAGCAGGAGUUUGCCCAAGACUUGUGGAGCUUCUGCUUCACCAAUCACCAUCAGUUCUGGUGCCAGCUCUUCGAACAGUUGGAAACAUUGUUACUGGUGAUGAUGCUCAGACGCAGUUUGUGAUUGACAACCAAGUUCUACCUAAUCUCUAUCAACUUCUCACUCAAAAUCACAAGAAAAGCAUCAAGAAAGAAGCUUGUUGGACAAUCUCAAAUAUCACGGCUGGAAAUAGAGCUCAGAUACAGGCAGUUAUCGAGGCAAAUAUAAUCCUUCCUCUUGUUCAUCUCCUCCAACAUGCAGAAUUUGACAUCAAGAAGGAGGCUGGGUGGGCUAUUUCCAAUGCCACCUCGGGAGGAUCUCAUCAGCAGAUUCAAUUUUUGGUGACUCAAGGCUGCAUCAAACCGCUCUGCGACCUUCUAACCUGUCCGGAUCCAAGAAUCGUGACAGUGUGCCUGGAGGGGCUUGAUAAUAUACUCAAGGUUGGGGAAGCUGACAAGGACAUGGGAAUGAAUGGAGGAAUAAACAUCUAUGCACAAGCCAUCGAUGAGUGUGAAGGACUUGAUAAGAUCGAAAACUUGCAGAGUCACGACAACAACGAAAUCUACGAGAAGGCGGUGAAGAUGUUGGAGAGAUACUGGGCGGAAGAAGACGAGGAGCAGGAGCAGAACCCACAGCAGCAGAAUGGAGAUGCGAAUCAACACGGGUUUGCAUUUGGUGCAAACCAGCCAAAUGUUCCACCUGGUGGGUUCAAGUUUGGUUGAAAUGGGUAGGGUUUUUGUGAAACUGUUAUAUCAAAAGAUUUGUUGUAGGCCCCUUGGUGUCUUGUUUCUUUCUUGAUUGGUUGGUUGGUGUAGUGAAAGGGUUCAACUUUUAUGAUGUUUUAGCUUGUUUGGUUCACAAGGGUCAGGGUUUUUGAUCUGGUCCAUGGUUGUUACUUCUAUGGAGUUUUGCCCUUAAUUUUUUUCUUUUUGGUCAGCCAAAGCCUUAUCUAUGUCAAGCCUUUUUUUCUCCUUUCUUUUUAGUACUAUAUAUACAUAUAUAAUAUUGCUUUUUUCAUAAUCCAAAACUUAACUUUGUAUUUACACAGAACAUA